GGCAUAUUAGCUCACCUAAACCUGUCUUAUUUACACAUUGUAGAAGAAGGUGAUCGUGAUCAUCAGGAAGAGGUUAUUGAUUUGAUUAUCAAAAUGCCUUCCUUCAAUCUCAAUGUGUUGAUGACCCUUGUGCUUGGCUUACUUAGCCUUAGCAGUUUGAGUGAAGCUGAAUACCGCUACCACGUCUGUUAUAACACAACCAGUUUCACUCCCAACAGCACCUACGAAUUCAAUCUUAAACUCCUCCUCUCUUCUCUCACCUCCAACGCCACCCGUGAACUCGGUUUCUACAACACCACUGCCGGCUCCCAAGAUCCCAACGCUGCAGUUUACGGUUCCUUUCUAUGCCGUGCUGAUCUCACAUCCGAUGCAUGCCAAGAUUGUGUAGCCACCGCAGCCAGAGAAACGGUCCAAGAGUACUGCCCCUUAAGAAAAGUCACUAUAAUUUGGUACGAUGAUUGCAUGUUACGCUACUCAAACGUGUCUUUUUUCGGCAAUAUGGAUGAAGCCCCAAGAGUUUAUAUGUGGAACAGGGAAAACAUUACCGAUAAUUCAAACCGGUUGACUGAGGUACUGGCGGCAACAAUCACUGCCAUGGUGCAUACGGCAGCAAAUGUGCCCUCCGGAGAUAAAAAGUUUGCAACAGGUUCUUUUGUUGUAAACUUUACAGCGUCUCAGGAGUUGUACACCCUUAUGCAGUGCACGCCGGACCUGUCAAGCACCGCCUGUGAUCGGUGUCUUCAAGGAGCUAUUGCAUCUCUUCCGGCUUGUUGUAAUGGGAAGGAAGGAGGAAUAGUUUUGUAUCCUAGUUGUAAUGUUAGAUAUGAAUUGUAUCGAUUUUAUACAGUUGUUUCUGCCACUCCUCAGCCACUGCUUCGUCCUCCUCCGCCACUGCUUCGUCCUCCUCCUCCACCACUGAUUCUCCCUACUCCACCAGCUUCAGUUAUAAGGUCUCAAGGAAGAAGCAGACUUUCACCUUCCAUAUUCAUUGCCGGCAGCAUUGCUGUCUCUGUGGUACUAGUUGCUUCGGGUUACUUCUUCGUACGCAGAAGAUCAAUAAGAAAGAAGUACAAUACUGCCCCAAAUCAAAAAAAGGGUAGGAAUGACUAUGAUACAAAUAGUGUUGAGUCCUUACAAUUUGACUUGGAAACUAUUGAAACUGCCACAAACAAGUUUUCUGAGAGUAAUAAGUUAGGUGAAGGCGGAUUUGGUGUAGUUUUCAAGGGAACACUUGCAAAUGGCCAGGAAAUAGCAGUGAAGAGGUUGUCGAAGAGCUCCAAACAAGGUGUACAAGAAUUUAAGAAUGAGGUUGCAUUGGUAGCCAAACUUCAACACAGAAAUCUUGUCAGGCUUCUAGGAUUUUGUUUAGAAGGAGAAGAAACCAUACUCGUCUACGAAUAUGUGCCAAACAAAAGUCUUGAUUAUUUUCUUUUUGAAUCCAAACAACGUGAACAACUAGAUUGGUCAAGCCGCUGCAUGAUAACAGGAGGAAUUGCUCGAGGAAUUCUAUAUCUUCAUGAAGAUUCAAGGCUCAGAGUUAUACAUCGUGAUUUGAAAGCAAGCAAUAUCUUGUUAGAUGGUAAUAUGAAUCCAAAAAUAUCGGAUUUUGGCAUGGCAAGAAUGUUUGGAGUUGAAGAUCAAACUCAAGGAAACACCAAAAGAAUUGUGGGAACCUACGGUUACAUGGCUCCAGAAUAUGCUAUGGAGGGAUUGUAUUCUGUAAAAUCUGAUGUCUUUAGCUUCGGAGUACUUUUGCUUGAGAUCAUAGCGGGGAGAAGGAACUUUUUAGGCUUUCAUCCAACGAAUUCUGCACCUACCCUUAUAGGCUAUGCUUGGCAAAUAUGGAAUGAAAGGAAAGGGUUGGAGUUGAUGGAUCCGUUGUUGAAAAACUCAUGCAGUCCAAAUGAAUUUUUGAGAUACAUCCAUAUCGGAUUAUUGUGUGUUCAAGAAGAAGCAAACAAUAGGCCAACCAUGUCAACAGUUGUUCUAAUGCUAAAAAGUGAAACUACUAGUCUAUCCGGACCUGAGAAACCAGCCUUCUUUACAGGAAGAUCUACUGAUCACCAUGAUCAAGUAAGGGCUCAUGAUUGCUCAGCCAAUGGUUUAACGAUUUCUAAUGAUUUGGCCCGCUGACUAGAGUACAAUCAAGUAAAUAUCAUUGGAUUCCAUUAAUUAAGGGCUUAAGCUAUAAGCUUUAUAUUUUGUUUCACAUCACCAGGACAUGUCAUUUUA
This is a messenger RNA of Prunus mume (Japanese apricot), 2232 nucleotides long. RefSeq lists its product as uncharacterized. Lineage: Eukaryota; Viridiplantae; Streptophyta; Magnoliopsida; Rosales; Rosaceae. Gene Ontology annotation, cellular component: plasma membrane. The record is from RefSeq and is a predicted model, not a curated record. Gene Ontology annotation, biological process: protein phosphorylation; defense response to bacterium. Gene Ontology annotation, molecular function: ATP binding; protein serine/threonine kinase activity.